Amaranthus tricolor (Joseph's coat) is the source of this 3706-nucleotide messenger RNA. Its product is annotated as methyl jasmonate esterase 1-like. Gene Ontology annotation, biological process: salicylic acid metabolic process; jasmonic acid metabolic process. Lineage: Eukaryota; Viridiplantae; Streptophyta; Magnoliopsida; Caryophyllales; Amaranthaceae. Gene Ontology annotation, molecular function: methyl jasmonate esterase activity; methyl salicylate esterase activity; methyl indole-3-acetate esterase activity. The record is from RefSeq and is a predicted model, not a curated record. The transcript has 3 exons. The coding region runs from base 684 to 1601 and encodes 305 amino acids.
AAUCAGGAAAUUUAGAUUCUAAGCCCAUGUGCCGCUUAACAUGGAUCGUUUGUCUAAAAACCUUAUUAAUAUUGAAUUGUGUAACAUCUAAACAAAAGAAUAAUAGCCGAGUUGGUGCAGAGAUAAGUGUUUAGUAUCAUAUGACCUAUACUAAUAUGUUGAAUUUGCCUAGUCAUAUAGUAGAUUGCUAUUUGUUUGACCCUUUCAAAAGCAAAUUCCAAACAGUAAAUCCAAAAAUUUCAAACUAAAUGUGUGUGGAUUACACGUUUGGUUUAUAUUUGUGAACGUUGAAUAGUUUUCUUACUUAGAAGACAGCUGCAAACUUUUAAGAUUUGAAUUCUAUCUAGUAUCUAAUAUAAUAAGUUUCUUGACCAGAACAGAUCUAGAAUAUCCCAGAAAUGGUCAAAAGUUGUAUUAAUUAUUCAUGCAAAUCAUGUUGAUUUACCUUAUCCAAGACAAUAUAAGUAUUCAAAACGAACCCAACAAUAUUAUAUUUACCCGACUUUAUAAUCGAACCCAAUUUGAUUUAACUUCAAAAAUUGAUUCAUCAACAUGGACACAAGACACGAUUUUAAACCAACUCAAAACACCUUAUCAUUAAACCAAUUCGAUGAUUUCUAUGUGUGGAUUCAGUGAUGCAGUAGCAUAAUUGUUGCAACCAUUUCUAUGCCUCUGUGAAGAUUAUGGAGAAAAUGGCAAAAACUAAUCUGCAUCAAUGUCUAAUUAUUAUAAAUAUCCUUCUGAUGUUCUUUGCUACAAAUCAAGGCUUCUGUGAACAUCUUGAUCAUCAACAUAAACCCAAAUCAAAGCACUUUGUGUUAGUUCAUGGUUCAUGUUUAGGAGCAUGGUCUUGGUACAAACUUCUGCCUCUCCUUAAAUCAUCUGCUUACAAAGUAAGUGCAAUUGAUUUAGCAGCUUCAGGGAUCGACUCGUUGCAGCCUAACGAUCUUCGAUCCAUGGUCGAGUAUUUUCAGCCUUUGACUGAUUUGAUGGCUGCUCUUCCCUUGAAUCAAAAGGUGAUUCUUGUUGGUCAUAGUUUAGGAGGCUUGGCUAUAUCUUAUGCUAUGCAGCAUUUUCCUGAAAAGAUUUUGGUGAGUGUGUUUGUUACUGCUCAAAUGCCUGGCCCUGCUCUGAAUAUCUCCACACUGAGCCAAGAGUUAUUAAAGAAAAGUGGUCCUGGACCUGGAUUAGAUAACAAAUAUACAUAUGACAAUGGUCUCAACAAUCCUCCAACUACCUUCUUGUUUGGUCCUAAUUUCUUAUCACAAAAGGUUUAUGACCUUAGUCCGUCUGAGGAUAUUGAUCUAGCUAUUACAUUGAUAAGGCCAUUACCCUUGUUCAGCAUCCAAGACAUGUCUAAGAUACUUGUUUUAUCGAAUGAGAAAUAUGGAUCGGUUCCUCGAGUUUAUAUCAUUUCUGAGGAAGAUAAGAUCAUGGAUAAAGAAGUGGAGAGGUGGAUGAUUAAGAAAAAUACUCCUAAUAAAGUGGUAACCAUCAAAGGGUCUGAUCAUAUGGUAAUGGUCUCACAACCUCUUCAGCUUUUUGCUCAUCUUCAAAGAAUUGCAGCAGAAUUUGAGUACCAUAACCAGGGUCGGCCCUAGGCAAGCGCAAAAAGGACGUGUGUUCAGAACCCACAAAAAAAGUAGACAAAUUUUGCUUUCAUAUUCAUUAAACUAAUAAUAUUAACUUAUGUACUAAUUAUUGAAUUAUAAAUACACGAUUAUUAAACAAACAAUUGAUAACAUCGAGCUCUAUUAUUGGUGUGUAAUAUUUUCUAUAUUAUAGAUUUCUAAUUAUUAAUCUAUAUUUUAUAAUUAGAGUUCAUAAUUUACUUUUCGUCCCGGGCAUCUAAAAUCCCUCUGUCGGCCCUGACUAUUAUUAGAAAGCCUUACCGUUGCACAUGAGAAGCAGUCCGAUCCCCGUGUUUCGAAUCAUCUUAACACUUGAAAAUUCGGUCUCCAAGACACCAAAUGCUUCUAUAACAACGAUUGUACUCAAAUAUGCAGUAGAACCGUAGAAGUUGGCUAUUUUCUAACUUUUCUAUUUUUGAGUAUUUAAUGAUAGAAUAUGUAAUAUAUUAUGGGGUUACAUUAUCAUUGAUCUAUCUGGUAUAUCCCGUUUAAAAAAAUUAAGACCAAGCUCUGAGAAAAGGUAGAAGACAGCAAACCAUACACAUAUAGGAAAACGUGAAAAAAGAAUCCCUCAGCUAAAAAAACACCCAAACGGAAGAUUCUACACAUUCUAUUAUAUAUUACCUUUGAUUUUUUUCUUCUUUUCAUUGGGAAUAUAGGAAGGAAUUAAGGAAUUAAUAAUUAGUGGUAAGAUUUUAUUAAGAAUAAUUAUUGAUUCGUAAUAAUUAUUGUUGUAUGAAAGUAUAAAAAUGGGUAAAGGAGUUUAGUGAAAUAAAAAAAAAAUAGUUAUAACCAUUAUUAUGAAAGAACCAAAUAAAUUUUAAAGGUUAAAAAAGAUAAAAUGUGAUGCAUUUUAAUAUAAUUUGUUAGACAAAUAAGGUUAUUUUGUUAAAAAAAUAUUCUAAAAUAAAAAGAUUCAAUAAAAGAAGAAUUUUGUGAAACUUUUAUUUGCAAAAAUGAGAAGAACAAAUAAGAACGGAGGGAGUAGUUGUUAGAGACUUUUGGACCUUAUCAUAUUUUAAGUGUAAAAAAUGUAAUUUUUUUGGAGUCAAAAGAUCCGAGUCCAAAUGUGUUUCCUGUAGAACACUUAAGAGUUCAUAUUUGGAUUCUAGAAAUUUAUGUGUCCUAAAAUCCAAAUUAUGAUCAAAAUUUAUAUAAUAAAAUUCACUUAUUAAAAAUAUUUAUUUUCGAUCUGAAUUCAAAUCCUAUUUAUUAGACUUUUAAGAUUAGGAUUCAAGUCUGAAUCCAACUCUAAGACAACAACGGUCUAAUCUAGACCUACUAAGAUCCUAAAAUGUACAUCCCCUCCUUAGUUUAACAAUAUAAGUAAUAGCAAUAUUGUUAUAAUAUAAUUAUGUUUCAUCUUUAAUUUAUAUAUCAACAGUAAUACUUUUUCCGUUCUCUAAUGAAGUUCUCAAAAAGAAUGUUAACGAGAAUUAAGAAAAAUAGAAUAUUUUAGAAAGUGAAUAUAUUAUUUAAUUGAAUAAUAAAUUUGCUUGGAGAAAAGUAGGGACCAUAAGCAUUAAAAAAAUAUUUAAAAAGUCAGUAGAAAAAAUGUAGGGACCACAACUAAUAAAAAAUUAAUUUUAUAAAAUUAGUGGAAAAUUCAAAUGUUAAAUUGAAGUUGGUGGAGGAUAUGUGAGGUAUAUAAGCAUUAUAAAAAUAUUAAAGUGAAUAUAAAUAAGGUUAUUUUUAUCCAAAAUUUAUAAUAUAAAUAAAAAGAUAAUCUAUAAGAACAAUAAAUAAAACAUUCAAAAUGACAAAUGGAAAUUUCUUUUAACUAACGGAGGAAGUCAGAAAAUGUCUAUGCACUAUGCAUGUGGUUUAUGCUUUUUCAUUUUCUAAUCUAAAUUAUAAACUUGGAACUUUUCUGUGGGGGAGAAAGCAUACAUGUAGUUCAAAUCUGGCCAAUAUGAAAAAUGAACAUCUCCAGUUCUCCAUUGACCCUUGACCCUUGACCAUUUCUUGUACGUGUAAAGAAAUUUUGUUAGACUUUGAAAUUAUAUUGUCUUGGUUAAGAUAAUUUAUUGACAUCUUGAAACAUGAAUCUAAAUGGGUGUUAUAAAUGCACUUUA